AUGCUGAACCAAGGGCACCUGAGAGAGCUGAUGAGCGACCGUGGACGAGCCAACUUCAGCCGUGGACGUGAACAACACCAGGGGCCUCCAAAGCUACCCUCCCCUGCCCGCACCAUCCAAAUGAUCAUCAGCGGAGGCGAUGAAGCCUCGAUCAACUGCGUGAAGUUCACCACCACACACAAACUUAAGCGGUCGAUCACCCAUGAACGGUAUGACGACUUUGGAGACAGUAUCACCUUCGAUAAGUCAGAUACCGACGGUUUGAGUUUCCCUCAUUUCAAUGCAAUUGUUAUUACUGUACGUAUUUCUGAUACUGAUGUGAAAAGAAUAAUGGUAGAAGACGGAAGCGGCGCGUGUAUUAUCCACCCUCGAGUUCUCACACAAAUGAGUCUCGAAGACAAGAUAGUACCACAUUGCAUAACACCAACAGGUUUUAACAAUGCAUUUGAGCGAACCUCAGGGGAGAUAAUGCUACCCGUUCUGGCCGGGGGCGUCACCCUAGAAACAACGUUCCAUGUCAUGAACCAGGACACAACUUAUAACGCCAUCAUAGGACGACCAUGGAUACACGCCAUGAGGGCCAUCCCGUCAAGCCUGUAUCAAGUGAUCAAGUUCCCUACUCCAUGGGGGAUAUUCAGCAUCCUAGGCGAACAACGCACUGCCCAAGAAUGCUAUCGUAUCGGUUAG
Molecule: messenger RNA, 687 nt
Organism: Nicotiana tabacum (common tobacco)
Lineage: Eukaryota; Viridiplantae; Streptophyta; Magnoliopsida; Solanales; Solanaceae
Source: RefSeq, a predicted model, not a curated record